Molecule: messenger RNA, 1301 nt
Organism: Cicer arietinum (chickpea)
Lineage: Eukaryota; Viridiplantae; Streptophyta; Magnoliopsida; Fabales; Fabaceae
Product: ethylene-responsive transcription factor 3-like
Biological process (GO): regulation of DNA-templated transcription
Molecular function (GO): DNA-binding transcription factor activity; DNA binding
Source: RefSeq, a predicted model, not a curated record
CAAGCGAGACCAUAUGGGACCGCAAAACAAAACUCUCUUUUAUUUCUGAGAAAGAAGAAAAAAAAAAUCUAUUUAUUUUUUGUGCGAGAGAGAGAAAAUGGAGAAGAAGCGAGUUUAAAAAUCGCUUUUGAAGAAGAAGGGGUUGGUUAUUCAUUUUCAAUUCUCAAAAGAGAAAAAAAAAAACCAAACCUUAUCAUUUAUUUUUUUGUUUUUUCAUUUUUUUCAUGGCGAAAGGGAGAACCGCAGAUCCAACGGCGGAACGUGAACCUAUGAAAAGCCCGGCGAACGAGCCGCGUUACCGCGGCGUCAGGAAGCGACCAUGGGGCCGAUUCGCAGCCGAGAUUCGAGAUCCAUGGAAAAAAGCCCGUGUUUGGUUAGGUACUUUUGAUUCCGCCGAAGAAGCGGCCCGGGCUUAUGAUACCGCGGCCCGUUCCUACCGUGGGCCUAAAGCCAAAACCAAUUUUCCUCUCCCCGAGGAAGAAAACAACCACAACAGCAACAACAACAUCCCUAAUCAUCAGAUUCCUCUUACUCCUAACCGUGUUGGGCUUUCGAAGUUGGAUCCGGUUCAGGUUAAUUGGCCCACUAGUAGCGGUAUGAGUAGUACCGUCGAAUCGUUUAGUGGACCUAGGGUUCCUUCUUCUUCUACAACAAUUUCUAGGGUUCAUCAUGCUCCUAGACCUAUUGUUCCUAUUGCUGAUUGUCACAGUGAUUGUGAUUCUUCUUCUUCCGUUGUUGAUGAUCAGGAUUUUGUCCUCACUUCAUCAGUUCGGAAACCGCUCAACAUCGAUCUCAACCUCCCUCCUCCCAAUUCCGAUGAUGAAGACGAGAUCCGAGUCACCGCCUUAUGCCUCUGACUCCCCACCGCUGCCGAUGACCGCCGAUCUCAUCUCAUUUAAAGUUGAAGAGAAAUUAUAUAUCUCUUUUUUUUUUUUUUUAAUUUCUAUCUUGAUUUUAUGAUUGUAGUUUUAUGAGGCUGAAAUAUUUCAAAAAAAAAAGAGAAAAAAAAACUUUACUUUGUUAGAUUAUGAUGAUGAUGAUAGAUUAUUAUGAUUAUGAUGAUGUUGUAGAGUAUUGAAAUAGGGCAUGGCCAUCCAUUUAUGUUAUGUGAUAAGUGAAGGUCUAUUCAACUUGGAUGGCUGUGUUGUUGUUGUAAUUUUAUUUGGAUCCUAUCAUAUAACAUUGGAAAGGCAUUGAAUCUGAUCUUUUUAGAGUUCUUGUGUUCUUUGUCUCUCUUAGAAUUUUUAUUUUCUUGUGUACAUAAAUUAUGGCAAUAAGAUGAUAGAAUAAAUUUUACAUUU